Messenger RNA from Oryzias latipes (Japanese medaka), 941 nucleotides. The record is from RefSeq and is a predicted model, not a curated record. Lineage: Eukaryota; Metazoa; Chordata; Actinopteri; Beloniformes; Adrianichthyidae.
CGUACUUCCGUGUUGCCCCGUGUCAUAAGCCAAGUGCACCUAGAAUCCCAGCCAUACCCACAGGGCGGUGCUAGCCGAAGGACCCGGAUCUGUUGACGGAAAUACUCUGAACGGCAUCGCAGAAGAAGCCAUGGUGCGGGUGAAGUCGAGAUAUUUGCUGUGCGAGGUUAAUGUUUCGGAGAGCAGGGACCUGUUGCUUCUGGAUGACCGUGCUGUUGCAGGGGCAGUGAGAUCAGCGGUGGCCCGCAUGCACGGUGACUACGGGGCGGCACUCUGUAGUAUACGAUUAUCUGUGAAAUACCUAAAUGUUCACAAUGGAAUGGUGUUUCUACGUUUCCCUAAAAGCUGUUACCAACUCCUCUGGUCUGCAUUACCUUUCAUCACCAAUAUUGAAAGUCGAGGGCAACAAAUCCCAUGUUUUCUGAACUGUUUGCAUGUAGGAGGAACAAUUAGAACAUGUCAGAAAUUUUUAAUCCGCUACAACACCCAGCAGCUCCAACGAAUUCUCCCUAAAUGUAAAAAUGCAGCAGAAAAAGAUCAAGUUUGUCAAGAAAUUCUUAAUUGCCUUCCAACACGUGGAAGCAAACCAACAUACGAGGGUGGAUCUGAGUUUGAAGAUGAAAGAGAGUGAUCAAAGUGGAUACCUGGUGGAUAGUGCCCCCUCUUCACCAAUUGGCUUACACACUCCUAUUUUGAAAAACAGCAGAAAUGUUGAAUUAGCAGAUAAUAAUUUGGAUUUAAUGUUUUGUUGCAUGUGGUAUUAUUCAUAUUUUAGGGUCAAACCAAAAGGCUCGCAUUUCUAUAUACUUUGUUUCAAAAUAGUUUUUGUUUGGGCAACGGAAUAAUGUAAAUAUUCCUUUGUUUUGUUUUUAACAAAGUUGUACUUACGGAAGGGUAUUGCAGUACUUGUAAUAAGGACAAAUAAAAGUUUGAUAACAUUU